Molecule: messenger RNA, 2466 nt
Organism: Halichondria panicea
Lineage: Eukaryota; Metazoa; Porifera; Demospongiae; Suberitida; Halichondriidae
Product: tripartite motif-containing protein 2-like
Exons: 1
Coding region: 230-2284 (684 amino acids)
Molecular function (GO): protein binding; zinc ion binding
Source: RefSeq, a predicted model, not a curated record
UGUGACAAUAUCAACUAUAGCAGUGAUAACCACCCACGUUCAGACAGCCCUGUGUAAUAAUUAUUAUAGCUAGCUAUACAUAAACCUUCAACUCUUAGCUUCUAUCAUUAAUUCUUGCUACAUGUACAAGGUUACUUGUCAACAGUAAAGAGAACAGAACACAUACAAAAGUCCCAGCCUAUACUCAACUCGGGCUAAAGAGCAAGCAAGCAAAUCAGCCAGAGAAAAUAUGGCCGAGUGUUUGGACAAGCUAGAGGGUGAGAUCACUUGUUCUCUAUGCCUGCUUGUCUUUCAAGAACCAAGAAAGCUACCUUGCGACCAUUGCUAUUGCACAGCUUGUCUCGAGCGUCUAGCCUUGUUCAGAAAAAACAGCACCAUCGAGUGUCCACAGUGUCGAAAGGUUUUCCAAGUGCAAAAUGGCCAAGUGACAGAUUUCCAGGUUGCUUUCCAUAUCAACCGUUUGAAAGAUGUGUACAAUGAGCUGACAAUAAGUUUUCGCCACGCUUCAAUUAGCUCCCAAGCGGAGGAUCUUCCGAAUGCUUGCAAAGAGCACAAGACACAACCUAUAGCCAUGUAUUGUGAGACGUGUAGCGAGCUAAUUUGUCGAGAUUGUGUGCUAGAUGGUACUAAGCAUAAAGAUCACCGAACUGGCUUCAUAGGGCAAAUUGCAGAGAGAUUUAGGGGAGAAUUAGACAAAUUGGCAGAACCUCUGAAAGAAAUGGAACAAAAAGCUAAUGUGGCGUUGCAGAAGGUGAAGGAAACAGAGGCUGCGAUAAAAUCACAAGGAGAACUUUUGCAAGAGUCGAUUGAUAUUGCCUUUGCUGAGAUAAUCUCUAAGCUGAAACAGGAGAAAAGUGAACUCGAAAGAGAAGCUUCAGAAAAGAUUCAAGAGAAACUCAGAAACAUUAGCCAACAAGCAAACACAAUACAACAAACACGCAGCCAGCUUCAAGAUACGCUAUCGUCCAUAGAAACAGCCAAACAAGCAACUCCCGAACCUGAGCUAAUCAAAACUCAGAAAGACCUCAAAUCAAGCAUCAAUGCGGCCCAAGAAGAUUUCACAUCUCUCAACCUAAUUCCGUGUGAGCUAGGGGACGUGGGUAUUGAGAUAUCUACUGCAGAAGCACAUGCAAAUAUCUGGAGAGAGAACAGUUACAUUUUUAGCCUGGCUGAUUCACAAAAGAGUACAGUUGUUGGUGCCCCUCUUUCGUAUCUCGAAACUAACACACGUGGGAUUUUGGAAGUGAGUAUCCUCGAUUCUAGUGGAAAGCCGUGUAUUGGAAGACAGAGCGUGAGUGUCGAUUUUCAUCAAGUGAGAGACGAAGUUCCGGGGAUCAUGCAAAUCACUGACAUAGGAGCAGGGCAACAUCGAAUCACUAUCCAAGUUGCUAACAGAGGCCGUUACAAGCUCAGCAUUGAGGUAAACGGGUGUCACAUUGCACAAAGUCCGUACGAAAUCUUUGUGACUAAACCUCCACUACAACUCGGUACACCAGUUAAAAAGAUAGAAAAUCUAAAGAGCCCAUCAGGCCUCUCUUACAGUAUGGACAAACUACUCGUCUCAAAUCACGAUCACGACUUGCUCACUAUAAUCGACUCUAAAGGAAAUAGAGAACUGAUCAAACUACCCGCAAUGUUACCAACUGGUGCGCUCUACGACAAAGACGGUAAUUUGUAUGUGUGUACUGCCCAAGACAGCAAGCUGCACAAGUUUGAUAAAUCAGGCCAAAGGCUCAAAUCGACCAUGACAGGGCAGUUUAAAUUUCCAAACGGAAUAAUUCUAACCAAAAGUAACGAGCUCUACAUCUGUGACAGCCAACAAGAUCGAAUCCGCAUCCUUGACACCGAUUUGAGCUAUCGUGACUCGAUCACUACCAAGAGUGUAAAAUCUGGAGUGCAGUGUACGCCUACUGAUAUCGAUAUCGACGAAGACGGGAAACUGUACGUUGUUGAGCAUGGAAACCAGAGGAUUGUCGUCUUAGAUUCAAACGGAGAGCUGAUACGAACUAUCAGUCCAAAGCGAUCAGGGUCGUUGCUUCAAGGAAGGUCCUUCAACUCAGUAUCUGCCCACGGAAGGCUUACUAAACCAGCUGGCAUGAAAGUGUUCGGAGAUCAUGUAUAUGUUGCUGAUUGGGAAAGCAACUGCGUGUUUGUGUUCACAAAAGAAGGUAACCUAGUGACAACAUUUGGACAAGACGUCCUGACACACCCCGAGGGGCUUACAAUCGAUAACGAUGGUUAUAUAUACGUGGCUCACGAUAGGAAAGAAGUUAUCAAGUUCUAAACUAUUUAUCAAAACUUCAUUAAUAAAAAAAAACAGAUGUGAAUCUGCAGUUAUAACAAUUUCAUUAGUAAUCUUUCACUUUCACUUUUAUUUUAUGCUGCUGUUUUAUAAUAGUCUAUCAAUCACUCUCAAGCUGGCACUGUACAAAAUUGCAUAUUAUAUCAAAAUUCUCUAAAAUCUUG